AUGCCAAACACUCCCCCCUCCUCACCACGCGCCCAAAAAACCACCACCGUGCUUUCCACCCCGGAAACCCAUCUACCCCUCGAAACAUGGAAAGAACGGCUCCUAGGCAAGACCUUCCAGCUCGUCGAUGCAUCCGGUAUUUACCAGCUGAAAGAUUCAAACGAGCCUGAGAUUAGAUGGCCAGCGAUGGUGGAGUUUCUUGGUCCGGGCAUGUUUCAGGAUUGUGAUUAUGAGCCUGAGAGGUUGAGAGUUUUUCUUGAUGUUAGUGGGGUGGCGAGGGGGGUUGAAUAUGGUUGA
Molecule: messenger RNA, 297 nt
Organism: Glarea lozoyensis ATCC 20868
Lineage: Eukaryota; Fungi; Ascomycota; Leotiomycetes; Helotiales; Helotiaceae
Exons: 2
Coding region: 1-297 (98 amino acids)
Source: RefSeq, a predicted model, not a curated record